Camponotus floridanus (Florida carpenter ant) is the source of this 1704-nucleotide messenger RNA. Its product is annotated as scaffold protein salvador. Gene Ontology annotation, biological process: hippo signaling; apoptotic process; regulation of cell population proliferation. NCBI's taxonomy places the organism in Eukaryota, Metazoa, Arthropoda, Insecta, Hymenoptera, Formicidae. The record is from RefSeq and is a predicted model, not a curated record. Bases 388 to 1548 code for a protein of 386 amino acids. Gene Ontology annotation, molecular function: protein binding; molecular adaptor activity. The transcript is spliced from 8 exons.
GCAUCAAUUGCAUUAAUUUUGCCUGAAUCUAAGAGCAUAUGCCAAUCAGAUUCAUGAUUAUUUACAAGAGUUUGCAAAUUUACAAACUUUUUUUGUUGAACGCAACUGAUAUUAGGCAUAAAACAGCAUAUGAGAUAACGUAAAGAGGAUAAAAAUUGGCGCGAGUUUUAGGAUACAUUUAUAACAUUCGCAGCUAUUGUGACUAUUAUCUGGCUGCGAUAUGUAAAAUUUUCUCAGCUUCACGCAAAUCCGUUUGAAUAAUUGUCAGUGAUGUUUGCAAGUGAUGUUAAAGAUUACUUCGAACAAUGUAAAAUCAUUUCGUAAUUGCAUUGUUAAGUUCGUCUGUAAAAGAGUCAUCGUGACACGACUAUAAUACCAGCUGUCAACAUGCUGUCGCGCAAAAACAAAGAUCUGCGAACAAUCAAGGAGGGAGUGGUCGGCAAAUAUGUGAAGAAAGAAACACCACCUGAAAUGCCAAUUAUCAAUGUAUGGACAACAGAGCCGAACAGAAGGCCCAGACGACGCAACAACCAUUCAACAAUGCCAAAUAUGUCCAUUCCUCAACAACCUAGUAUGGUGCAGAAGUUUGGAAAUACAAAAACCACAACCAGUGCUGUCGGUUUAGGUAGCCAUGAGGGAAAAUAUACUCCAAACAGUUCCGUUCCAGACUUAGCUCAAAGAUUUGCCAGUCUUUCUGUUAACACUGGAAUAAAUGACAGCAUGUUUUCAAGAACUGCGACACCCAUGUAUCAUCCCGAAUUGUCGCCUGCAAUGUCCCAUACUUAUAUAAAUCAGUAUGCUGGAUCUGAAUAUCAUUUGGACAGAGUUCAGACACCGCAGAUGCCUUACAUGCCUUUCGAGAUUGAUACUGGUUACGAAGAUUACAAUCACUCCAUGUAUCAUCAAAAUGCUGGUUACAGCAGAUGCCAUUCCGAGAGAUCGAGUUCUCGAAGCGAACAGCAGCAGGAAGAGUUGCCUUUACCACCCGGAUGGUCGGUUGACUUCACGCUCCGUGGUCGGAAAUAUUACAUCGAUCACAAUACCAAAACCACGCAUUGGUCACAUCCACUUGAGAAGGAGGGUUUACCCACAGGAUGGGAGAGAAUUGAAUCGCCUGAAUAUGGAGUUUAUUAUGUCAAUCACAUCACUCGUCAAGCGCAAUACGAGCAUCCGUGUUAUCCGCACGAAAUACAAGCGGUGCGUGUCGUCUCACCACCGCGGCAUACUCAUUUUCACUCUCACAGCGUUCUUGUGCCGGCUAAUCCCUAUCUUAACGAGGAGAUACCACAUUGGCUAUAUGUGUACAGUAGAGCUUCGAUAGCUCUGGAUCGUAAGUUACGCUGGGAAUUGUUUCGCUUACCCGAACUGGAUUGCUUCAACGCCAUGCUCACUAGAUUAUACAAACAAGAACUGGAGGAGGUUGUGAUGCGUUAUGAAGAAUACAGAUCAGCAUUAUUGUGUGAAAUGGAACAGAGACUGAAAGAAUUGAAUCCAGAAUCAGAUAAUAAUAAUGCCGGUGCUAUUGCUUUACGAAGAUCUCUUCCUUGAGAGAAAUCUGUCGAUUAAUAUAUUUUUUCUCGACUGAUUGAAAGGUUCCUCGAAAGUUUUUUUUAGGACAAAUAAUUAAUUGAUUGUAUUGAACUCGAUAAAUGUGUAGAUAUUGUACAAUAAUGAAGUUUAUCUCUUUUGAUAGUGGUUUUAUUA